CCGCGGCGACCCCCCUCGCCCAGGAUGCGGUCGGCGGCGGGGUGCCGGCUGCUGGCAGGAGCCGGGGGCGGGCGGGCUCGGCCGCCGCGGCUGGGAUCAGGCUGCCGCUCGGUUGCCAUGCGGAGCGGCGGGGCGAGCGCGGCGGGGCGCGGCGGGAGGGCGCGGGGCGCCGAGGGGCGAUAGGCGGGCGCGGAGCCCACGGAGCUCUCCAGGGUGCUGGCGCGCAGCCGCCCGCGGGAGCCGCGCCGCAGAGCCCCUCCGAUGCCUCGGACGCGGCAGCUCCGGGACUCCGGGAGCAGCAUGGCCCGGAUUAGGUACCUCCGCGCGGCUGUCUCGGGGUUUUAUCUGUGGGAAGCCGCGGUGCUGCUCAGCUUGGUAGCCACAAAGGAAACAGACAGUGCAAGAUCUCGUAGCAUGCCAAUGUCGCCAUCUGAUUUCCUGGAUAAACUAAUGGGUAGGAUGUCAGGCUACGAUGCAAGGAUCAGACCAAAUUUCAAAGGCCCUCCAGUUAAUGUCACAUGCAACAUAUUUAUAAACAGCUUUGGAUCCAUUGCAGAGACAACCAUGGAUUACCGGGUGAACAUCUUUCUCCGUCAGAAUUGGAAUGAUCCACGCCUCGCCUACAGUGAAUAUCCAGAUGACUCUUUAGACUUAGACCCAUCCAUGCUGGAUUCAAUUUGGAAACCUGAUUUGUUCUUUGCUAAUGAAAAAGGUGCCAAUUUUCAUGAAGUUACAACAGAUAAUAAGUUGUUGCGAAUUUUUAAAAAUGGAAAUGUACUUUAUUCCAUCAGAUUGACUUUAAUACUGUCCUGUCCAAUGGAUCUCAAAAAUUUUCCAAUGGAUGUGCAAACAUGUAUAAUGCAGCUGGAAAGUUUUGGAUACACAAUGAAUGAUCUCAUUUUUGAAUGGCAAGAAAAGGGAGCAGUUCAAGUAGCAGAAGGACUCACUCUGCCACAGUUUCUGUUGAAAGAAGAAAAGGAUUUAUGUUACUGUACCAAGCAUUACAAUACAGGAAAGUUUACAUGCAUUGAAGUCCGAUUUCACCUUGAGAGGCAGAUGGGUUACUAUCUCAUCCAGAUGUACAUACCGAGUCUCUUGAUCGUCAUUCUCUCCUGGGUGUCAUUUUGGAUCAACAUGGAUGCUGCUCCAGCCAGAGUGGCCUUGGGCAUAACAACUGUACUGACCAUGACAACACAAAGCUCAGGUUCACGAGCAUCUCUUCCAAAGGUGUCAUAUGUCAAAGCAAUUGACAUCUGGAUGGCUGUGUGUCUGCUAUUUGUGUUUUCUGCACUUUUGGAAUAUGCAGCUGUAAACUUUGUGUCAAGGCAGCAUAAAGAACUUCUACGAUUCCGCCGCAAGAGGAAGAAGAACAAGUAUUUUGAGGGAAUUCUUGAUGGAAAUGAAAUCAGUGAAUCAUUGCAGCAUAGCAAUGGCUUGAGAUGUGCAGGACCUAUAGACGGGAGUUUUCCUCAAAUCUACAGUACAAAUUUAAGGGAUGAUGAUGCAAGUCAGUUUAGUUUUACAGCAUAUGGAGUGAGCCCAUGUAUGCAAGCAAAAGAUGGAGUGACACAAAAGGGGCCAAAUAAUCCAGUUCAAGCUGCACCAAAAAGUCCUGAAGAGAUGCGAAAAGUAUUCAUUGACCGGGCCAAGAAGAUAGACACUAUAUCCAGAGCUUGCUUCCCAUUAGCCUUUCUCAUUUUCAAUAUUUUUUAUUGGGUAAUUUACAAAAUCAUCAGGCAUGAAGACAUUCACCAAUAGCAAGGCUUGCAGUGCAUACACAUCUGGCUGCCACGCUCAACAGGAGGCUUUCUCUUAGAAAUGUGCAUCUGAGGAGUGAUUAGGAGAGUUAAAGUUGACAAGAUAAAAAGUAGAUUCCUCAUGGCCUACAAUGCCCAAUCAGAGUGGAAUGGAAGAGUGACACCCGGAGAAGAUAAUCUGCUACUGCAAAUUUUCCUUGUCAAACGAAACAUUGACUUUUCAUUUUAAAUCACCCUCUACUGAAGCUUUACUGCCAAGUAUUUAUACAUACAGUUACAUACUGUUAUAAUUGUACAGUAUUCUUUGAUGUUUCUUAUUUUUCUUCAAUUCUGGUAUAUUUUUAAUUUAAAAAUUGGUUCCAGAAUAUCCUAGGUUAAUCCCACAGUAUUAUAGUGUUUCUAAAGUUUAUUUCAGUUUUACAAGAUAAUAACAAUUACUGAUUUGAGAUUACAGUUUUAAGGACUUUUUCUUGUCUUAUGGAUAGUACUUGCGGUUUUGCAAUGACCACAUUUGACUCAUUUAAGUAAUAUAAUUUAUUCAAAGUACUUCAUAUUACCAUUCCCCUGGAAGACAUAUGUUCAAUUAAUCUCAGACAGCACAAGGUACCUACAGCCUAGUAGUCUGCAUAACAUAUGGGAAAUAUCUUAAAGUUUGUAAAGUAUUGAUUCUUGCAAAGGAAUUUUUUUCUUUUAAUAACCUACACUUUGAUAAUUGAAAUGUAAUAUUUUUAAAACCUUUUUAUAUUUUUAAGGUUUUUUUUUCUCAAUUGAUAAAACUCAUAUAGCUUUUGAGGCAAAUGACAUCAAAGUUUUGCAAUGCUUCGUUUUGAUUCAAUGCAAACAGAUCUUGGACCAAACUAAAAGCAAAUAGUCAACUGCUUUACUGAAACAUUUGGAGAAUAAGUACAGCUCUGGUUUUGCACAUUUAUCUCCUACACAUUACAUAAAUACAGGGAGUUUAAUUUAUGAAUAUACCAAGUUUUUUCUGUUUCAUUCUUUGAAGUACAUCGAUAUGAGUUGGAUAUUGGUUAAGAACUUCAGAACCCUGGAAAAACAUCCAGCUCUUCCAAAACCAUCUGGAUGGCCUUUUAUUGUCCUUUGCAUUAAUAAAUUGGAGAACAGCUAUUAAAGCUCUUAGAGAGAUUUUCCCUGUCUAGGAUUAAACAAGUCCUGUUAGUUUCUUCUUUGAAUGAUAAUGCAAUAGAAUACCUUACAGCAUAGUUUGUAGGCAAGAGUGUUUAUUUUUGCCAAUCUUGCCUACAGAAAAACAAAAAGAAGCUAAUAUACAAAAAAUUGACAUUUAGAAUUGCUAGAUACUUCAAGUCCAGUAGCCGAGGCUGUUUGUCAUUGCAAAUUUUUGAUUUUGGGUUGUUGUUGCUCAGAAUCUGUAUACAAUAGUAAAAUACAGCUGGGGGCAAAUAUCUGGUGCCUUGCCAAAGGCAUGGUGUAUAGAAAAUAACAGAAGCAAUGUAACUCUGCGCUGAGGAUUAUAACACAGCAACCUUGAGUUUGAUUGGAUUUGUGUUGUUUUCCUCCAAGGAUUAGGAAGAGAGAGUCUAAAAUAAUAGCUCUCAGAUUUUGUUUAGUUGUGUCCAAAAGAAGCGGUAUAAUCCUCCUUUACUUUAAAACAGUGGUUGGGGAGUAGUUUUGCUUCAUUUAUGAUCUGAAAUUAAUUCAAUACAUUUUAAACAAUUAUUUUUUUCUGAGGCUGUAUCUUGGUUUUGUUGUUUUCUUUAUGUGCAUGUUCCAAAAAAAUCCUGUUCACUUAUGAAGGUGCUCAUCUGUGUGAGUGGGUAUCAUGAGUCUGACAUUUCAGUUGGGUUAUAUUCAUCUCUCUGAAAGUUAUCAUUAAUUGUAUCAUGUGAAAAGAGGUGCUAACUUGCUUCAGCUAUCAGCAAAGACCACAAUAUUUUGUUUAAGGAAUUUUUGAAGAACUACUUGCAUAAUCAACACAAAAUCAUAAAAAAAUACAUUAUCUUUCAGGAUCAUCUCUCCUCUUUCUUUCUAAUAUAGCUGACUUUCAUUCAAUAAAGAAUUCUUAACUGAAGAGAUAAGUGCAUAAAAAAAAUUCUAGCCAGAUCAGAAUAACUCCUUGUUUUUCUUGUUUAUAACACUUGAGUACCUGGUUCACAUUUACUUUUUCCCAAUUAUUCGUCUGUUGCUCUUGUACAUGUAAUAUUACCCUGUUUUGAAAAACAUUGACAGAAUUGAGGGUAUAAUGCAGAGCUAAAUAAAUUUAGACAUUUUUUUUUUCUUCAUUUCUUAAAGUAGAAAAGGUCUGUGCUCUCAUAUAGAGAAAUUGACCGGAAAUCUUGAAAGCGAUAAAAGAGAGACUGGAUUACAACACUGGUAAAAUGUAACAAAGGAGAGCAGAAGGAAUGUAUAUUGUUAAGCUAGAAGGACAAGAUCAUUCAUUCAUAUAUGAACCUAUUACCUCAGCGAGAGAGAAUACCCUUUGUGCCACAUUUCUCUUUGACUAGAGUAACCUAAUCUAAGGAAAAAUUACAGCAUAUAACAGAUAUGAAUUAAAAUGGAUAUAUUAAAUUUCCAUUAAAAUGGAAAACUUACAGCAUAUAACAGAUAUAAAAUAAAAUCCUAGCCAGGAUCCAUCUCUUCAGCCAUGCACUAUGGUGAGAGAGAAGAGGGUCUCAGAUCUGGCCAAUAGAAAGCAUAACCCUUCCUCUGUGUAGUCAUAUUUCUCUUUCAUAGGCUGUUAGAUUGGCAGGUUGAGCAUACCCUACUUCGCUACUGAAAGUUUACAUACAACGCUCAGUCUUCUAACAGGGCACACUGAAAAUAAAGAGAAUUAAGUAUGCUC
Messenger RNA from Cuculus canorus (common cuckoo), 4575 nucleotides. It is a transcript of the gene GLRA3, whose product is annotated as glycine receptor alpha 3. The transcript is spliced from 10 exons. Gene Ontology annotation, cellular component: synapse; postsynaptic membrane; neuron projection. The record is from RefSeq and is a predicted model, not a curated record. Gene Ontology annotation, molecular function: transmitter-gated monoatomic ion channel activity; transmembrane signaling receptor activity; extracellularly glycine-gated chloride channel activity. Gene Ontology annotation, biological process: regulation of membrane potential; chemical synaptic transmission; chloride transmembrane transport. Lineage: Eukaryota; Metazoa; Chordata; Aves; Cuculiformes; Cuculidae. Bases 262 to 1758 code for a protein of 498 amino acids.